Messenger RNA from Trichoderma asperellum CBS 433.97, 882 nucleotides. RefSeq lists its product as uncharacterized. Gene Ontology annotation, molecular function: zinc ion binding; DNA-binding transcription factor activity, RNA polymerase II-specific. Lineage: Eukaryota; Fungi; Ascomycota; Sordariomycetes; Hypocreales; Hypocreaceae. The record is from RefSeq and is a predicted model, not a curated record. Gene Ontology annotation, biological process: regulation of DNA-templated transcription.
AUGUUGACCAACAUGGUCCUGGGACAAAUUACUGGCUAUCCAAAGAUGCUUAUUCUGGGAGACCGCCUCCCGCCAUUUAUCCAUGCGCCUUGCUACACAGACGAGAGGCUUGCUCCAGAAUGCGGCGAGAUGGGGAAACACCAAUGCUUACCAAAGAGGCUUGCCAUUUGCGCCAGCCUGGUGGAUAUGUUCUAUUCGCGGACAGAUGCCAACGCGGACUUCGUCUGGCAGACGAUAUACUCUGAGGGACAGAGAUUGCGUGAAGAGCAUAAAAGCUUAGACUCAUACGGCCAACUUGCUGCCCUACAAGCGGUCAUCAUAUAUAUCCUCCUGCAAGCUCAGGACCCAGAGACAGCGGAACGAAAUGGCGCCAAUGCUCUGCUCUUAGUUAUGAUAGAGCUCUUCACUUGUCUCACUGAGAGCAUUGACUGGGAUACAUGCGACUUUACUGAAAGAUCAGACAAACAACACUGGGUAUUAAGAGAGUCUUUGAGACGGAUAGUCGCCUUACUCGGCCUUGUCGAGCUACUUUUCGAAGGCCUAAUCCCACCUCACACAGCCCAAGCCAACCCUCCGUACAAAAACUUCCGGUCUACUCCUCUACCCAGUCAGCGUGACUUGUGGGAAGCCCGCACCAACAGAUCCUGGAAGCGAGAGCUGAAGCUCUACCUCUCAGGCCGGACGUCGCAAGAAGUGCUAACAGUCGGGGACCUGUUCGAGUUAGAUAACGCGGGAUGUUUCAAGAACACGUGGAACAAUCAGCAGGCGUAUAGCAAGUUGCCGGAUGCAGUCAGUUGGUGUGGAAACUCUGAUUCGUUGGGGAUGUUAAUCUGGAUGGUGCUUCCGUUUCAAAAAUGGAGAAAGAGAGAUGCCCUCUGGUGA